Pelmatolapia mariae (spotted tilapia) is the source of this 3906-nucleotide messenger RNA. RefSeq names its product neural cell adhesion molecule L1-like. Gene Ontology annotation, cellular component: plasma membrane; axon. The record is from RefSeq and is a predicted model, not a curated record. The transcript has 27 exons. Gene Ontology annotation, biological process: brain development; axon guidance; cell-cell adhesion. The coding region runs from base 253 to 3867 and encodes 1204 amino acids. Gene Ontology annotation, molecular function: cell-cell adhesion mediator activity. Lineage: Eukaryota; Metazoa; Chordata; Actinopteri; Cichliformes; Cichlidae.
CUUCAGUUAGAGACGUGAGUUCCUGCUUUCCAGUGAAGAAGAAGAGAGGCAGCAGUAAACCAUCAGAGCCUCAUCAUGAAAGUGCGUCACUCCUCUCUGACCUAGCAAACAAGGAAGUGUCACUCAGAACUGCAGCGUGAAGGCACCAUCAGCUUACUGCUGUUUGCUCCUCGUGGAGGUCCUUGGAGUGUCUCCUUUUGUGUGUGUGUGUGCGUCUCGUUACACGCUUUGUUUUUGAUGGGGCAUUGAGACAUGUGUGUGUCACAGUAUCAGUUAAUGGACUGUAGGGGGCAGUGCACCCCUGCCCUCCCUCUGAUCCUCCUCCCUCUGUCCUUCCUCUCCCUCACGUUUCCAUUCACUCAGGGAGAACUGCACAUCCCCGAAAACUUAUUUCAGCCUCCGGUGCUGACAGAGAUGCCAAAAUCACACACAGUGUUUUCUCUAGAAGACUUCAAUCUGGCCUGUGAGGCCACCGGGAACCCGACACCCACAUUCCGUUGGCUGAAAGAUGGCGAGUUGUUCGGAUCAGAGACUGAAGCAUCCGGAACGCUGAGAGGCGACAAUUCUUCCCUGGAUAUGUUAGAGGGUGAAUACCGCUGCUACGCCUCCAACAGUCUGGGGACCGCCAUGACACAAACCGUCAAAGUCAACGUAGAGCUUCAGCCAGUUCUCAUGAAACAAGAAGCCGUGCGUGUGCAAGGACUCGUGGGACAGAGUAUGGUCCUGUCCUGCAACCCUCCAAAAAGCUCGUCUCCUCCCAGCAUCCACUGGAUGAACAUGUAUUUGAUGCACAUUAUUCGGAGUGAGAGAGUGACGAUCGGCCUGGAUGGGAAGCUGUACUUCGCGAAUCUCAUGAGGAGUGACAGCAAAGAGGACUACAUCUGCCACGCCCAGUACAGAGAGGCCAGGACUAUUCUACCUGCCACUGCUGUCUCCCUCUCUGUGAAGUCGAGUAACAGAGUCGCUCAUGGAAGAAAACCCGAGUUCUUCCAUCAGAGGAACCACUCCCAAAUAUCAGCCCUCAAGGGGAACAGCGUCACCCUGGAAUGUUUACCCAGAGGCCUACCCACACCUAAGGUGGAAUGGAAGAAAAAGGAUGGUGUCCUGGCAGACACAACCGGCCAAGUUAUUAACUUUGACCGCUGGCUCCACUUUGAUAGCAUCACCCUGGAUGACGACAGCGAGUACGAAUGCAAAGCCUCCAACACCCACGGCUUCAUCACGCGCUCCUUCACGGUCACUGUGGAAGCGGCUCCUUACUGGGUGAAGGAGCCUCAGAACCUGAUGUACACUCUCGGGGAAACAGUCCGACUGGACUGUCAGGCUGAUGGCAUCCCGAGGCCCAGCAUCACCUGGAGGAUCAACGGUCAGCUGUUAACAGAAGUGGAUGAAGAACCUCGGCGCACGGUGACCGGAGGAACGCUCAUAAUGAAAGACGUGAACAUUGGCGACACGGCCGUGUACCAGUGUGAAGCCAAAAACGACCACGGCUCCAUCCUCCUCAACACCUACCUCUACGUUGUCGAGCUCCCCCCUCAGAUCCUGUCCCCUGAUGGGUUCAUCUACAACGUCACCAAGGGCCAAGACGUUGCACUGCACUGUGAGUCUUCUGGCUCGCCACGACCCCGCGUCACAUGGGACCGGGAGGACACCGGUGCUCUGCUGUCGGACCCUCUGCUGUAUCCUCGUGUCUCCAUUCUGACCAACGGGACCCUCAAGCUGUCCGACGUCAGCCACAACGACAGCGGCGAGUACAUCUGCUCCGUACAAAACACCAACAUCUCCAUCACGGCCAAGCUGGACGUCUUCCGUCCAAGUGAGAUACUGACGAGCCCCCAGGCCAUUCGUGUUGUCCAGGGAGAGAGCGCUUUCCUGGACUGUGACGUCGACACCGAUCCUCGGCUGAGGGAUUACCAGGUUGUCUGGAAGAAAGCGAAUCGGAAACUAGAAGAGACAUCAGUAGAUGACAAGUACACCUUCUUCAAGAACAACACGCUGAAAGUGACAGACGUCCAAUUAUAUGACAGCACAGAGUAUUCCUGUGAGGUCAUCACUAAAGUGGACAACGUGAUUGCACAGAGCUCCAUCACUGUCAUAGCAAAACCGGACCCUCCCAGUGGUCUGACUCUGUCUAAUGCUGAGGGGGUCAGUGUGACUCUCAGCUGGAGCCCAGGACUCUCCCACAACAGCCCCAUCACAGAGUUCAUCAUACAGGCUCGGGAGGAGUACCACACGGAGGAGAGGAAGUGGACGUGGGAGGAACUGAAGAAAGUGCCAGGCGACUUCAACCACGUGGAGCUGACCCUGCAUCCAUUCUCCACCUACCGAUUCCGUGUCAUUGCCAUCAACGAGGUUGGCAGGAGCAGACACAGCAACCCCUCAGACCACCACAGCACGCCACCUGCUGCUCCCUCCAUCAACCCUACAGGAGUGCGCAGUAACUCCUCAGAACCAGGGACACUGAUCAUCACGUGGGAUGAGAUAGACAAGCGUUUCCAUAACGGCCAGAACUUCCAGUACGAGGUGCUGUGGAGGGAGGCCGACGGGUCAAAUGUAAACUGGAACUCCGGCCGUGUGAGGUCUCCACCGUUCAUAGUGAACAACACAGGAACGUACACACCGUUUGAGAUCAAAGUCCGAUCUGUCAACGCCCUCGGAGGAGGACCGGAACCAGAGCCGGGGAUCGGGCACUCCGGAGAGGACAAGCCAGAGGAAGCUCCGACUGGAGUUUCAACCACCGUGAUGAACAGCACCAUCAGAGUGAGCUGGAACAAAGCCCGGAGGGUCCGAGGUCGGCUGCUGGGAUACAGGAUCUACUAUAAGAGGCUGGGUUCCAAGGCCGAGCGGAGGCGGAGGUCUCUCAGACAAUCCCAACAUGAGGAGGAGAGAGGAGAAAGAUCAACACAAUUGAGCGAGACAGAGGAGCACAGCUGGCAGGUGGAGGAGGUUGACCAUAGCAAGACCUCAGCGGAGGUGACGGGGCUGCGACUGUUUUCUGAGUAUGAGCUGACGGUCACUGCGUUUAACAGCAAAGGGGAGAGUCCUCGCUCCCCGCCGCACCACUUCCACACGCCGGAGGGAGUUCCUGGUCCUCCUGCAUCUCUGGAGUUUGAAAGCCCGACAGAAAAAUCCCUGAUUCUCUCCUGGAGCCCUCCAGCUGAGACCAACGGCAUUCUGCAGGGAUACAUAGUGCAGUACCAACGGGAGGUGGAGAGCAAAAACAGUCCUGUGGAGAUACUGAAUGUCAAUGAUCCCAACGUAAAGCACAUCACGCUGGACAACCUGGAUCCCGACAGCCAUUACAUCUUCAAAGUGAUAGCACGCACAAAGACUGGAGAAGGCCCUCCCAUCACACGCAGGGGAGCCACUCUGCUUGAUGGAGAGCCUCCGAGAAACAUCACAGUAAUCUCUGGUAACGCAUCAGUCAACCUGAGCUGGGUGCCCGGAGAGAGAAACCGAAACCACGGCUUCCACAUCCAAUACCUCAAGAAGAGCGGAGGCGGUGGGUGGGAGAAGUCAGAACAGGUCAACACUACGCAGGGUUUCUAUACGCUGACGGGCCUCCAACCAGGAGCUCAGUACCACCUGAGGGUCAUGCAUGGAAACUCCACUUAUUGGCAAGGCGAGGCAAAGACUGUGGAACCACUGCCGUCAGAGAUAACCGGCAGGUUCGCCACCCAAGGCUGGCUGAUCGGACUCAUCAGCGCCAUCGUGCUGCUGGUUCUCAUACUGCUCAUCCUCUGCCUUAUCAAACGCAGCAAGGGCGGCAAAUAUGCAGUGAAGGACAAAGAAAGCAAGGAGGUGGACUCUGAAGCUCGGCCAAUGAAAGAUGAAGCCUUUGGAGAAUACAGAUCCCUGGAGAGGUAGGACAGUUCACCCCUCUGUAACUCUCACAUGUGUGUUUGU